Molecule: messenger RNA, 258 nt
Organism: Merops nubicus (carmine bee-eater)
Lineage: Eukaryota; Metazoa; Chordata; Aves; Coraciiformes; Meropidae
Product: chymotrypsin inhibitor-like
Exons: 4
Coding region: 1-258 (85 amino acids)
Molecular function (GO): serine-type endopeptidase inhibitor activity; protein binding
Source: RefSeq, a predicted model, not a curated record
AUGCCUGCGGGGCAGCUGGUGCUGGUGGCACUGGUGACUCUCGUCGCUGCUGGUGGGGCAGAGGUGAACGAAGGCAAUGGCCUGAGGAUGCCAGUGUGUGGAGACAUGGUCGAGCUGCAGGCCUGUCCCCUCCUCUACUUGCCUGUCUGUGGAACCGAUGGGAACACCUAUGCCAAUGAAUGCCAGCUCUGCGUGCAGCAAAUGAAAACCAGGCAAGACAUCCGGAUUUCGAAAGAUGGGGAGUGUCAACAUAUCUGA